Molecule: messenger RNA, 1000 nt
Organism: Apodemus sylvaticus (European woodmouse)
Lineage: Eukaryota; Metazoa; Chordata; Mammalia; Rodentia; Muridae
Gene: Timm17b
Product: translocase of inner mitochondrial membrane 17B
Exons: 6
Coding region: 92-610 (172 amino acids)
Biological process (GO): protein import into mitochondrial matrix
Cellular component (GO): mitochondrial inner membrane; TIM23 mitochondrial import inner membrane translocase complex
Molecular function (GO): transmembrane protein transporter activity
Source: RefSeq, a predicted model, not a curated record
UCUACGCACGGCGCCUCGGCGCUUGUGGGCGUUUCGGAGUGGGGGGGGCCGAGCCCGCGCGACCGACUGCUCCAGGCCUGCCGCUGGCGCCAUGGAAGAGUAUGCUCGCGAACCUUGCCCAUGGCGAAUUGUGGAUGAUUGCGGUGGAGCCUUCACCAUGGGUGUCAUUGGUGGUGGAGUCUUCCAGGCUAUCAAGGGCUUCCGCAAUGCCCCUGUUGGAAUUCGGCACCGGUUUAGAGGUAGCGUCAAUGCUGUGAGGAUCAGAGCACCCCAGAUUGGAGGUAGUUUUGCAGUGUGGGGAGGUCUGUUUUCCACCAUCGACUGUGGCCUGGUACGGCUGCGGGGCAAAGAAGACCCCUGGAACUCCAUCACCAGUGGAGCAUUGACUGGAGCCGUGCUGGCUGCGCGCAGUGGUCCGCUGGCCAUGGUGGGCUCUGCGAUGAUGGGGGGCAUCCUGCUGGCCCUCAUUGAGGGUGUUGGCAUCCUUCUCACCCGCUAUACCGCCCAGCAGUUCCGCAAUGCACCCCCAUUCAUGGAGGACCCCAGCCAGCUAACCCCUAAAGAGGGAGCUCCGGCCCCAGGUUAUCCCAACUACCAGCAGUACCACUGAGGAAGCCGCUGCCUGCCCCUGCCACCGUGGGAGCUGCUCCUCAGUUCCCUCCUGGAUGAUCUACCUCCAAGGGAGGACUGGCUCCUACCGAGCCCUGAGACCUUCACAGAAGGCCUAGAGGCCUAUUCUACUCUCUUGUUCUGUGGUAGGGGUGGGGGCACCCCAGCAGCCUUGUCACAUGGGUUCCCUUUUGGUGUCUCAGGGCAUCUCAGCUUCACACAUGUAACACUUCUCUCACCCCAGAUCCCUUGUGUGGCACCCCGGUGAAUGUUUAAAGUCAGUUUUGAAAUGUCUGUGUAUGUCCACCUUCAGUCACCUAGAUGACCCUCUCGGGAGAAGGGCCUUGGAAAGUCUAGGUCUUGAAGCUCCACAAUGAAUGGGUUCUAAGGA